AUGACGACGACCUCCGGCCACCCGCAGCAGGCGCCCCAGCACCAGCAGCAGCAGCAGCGGCGUCUCCACCGCGCGCGCGGCCAGAGCUCGGCCGCUGGCCACCACCAGGACGUGCCCCAGGACGCCGCCUUCGCGCGCAUGCAGGCCAUGCACAACGCGCACAUGCAAAUGCAACUGCAACAGCAAGUGCAAAUGCAAGUGCAAAUGCAACAGGGUUACGCAGGAGGGUACCCCCACCAGGUUACGACCAAGAAUCAGGCCCCGAAUGCUCAGCUGCGUCGCGGAGCAGCGUCAUCAUCUUCUUCUUCUCGUCCCCGGGCAGUAGGAGAAGCUCCGAGGAGUAACCAGGUUACGCGCCAGCCCAGGCUUCGAUCAGUGACGGACGAGAUGGUGCGGAACCAGUAUGCAGGUCAGGACGAGGAGCUGGCAGGACGCCCCGCCAUGAUCGCCAUGAGCCAGGAAGACCUGCCCUACGACAUCUCCAGGGACCGCCGCAGCCGACACCACAGCCACGCGCGACCGGAGGAGAACUACCGAGGCAACAGCAAGUCGGCGGCCUACCAGGGCAACUGCAGGGGUAACAGGAUUGCGGCCAACCCUGCAGGCAACAAUCAUCAGAGUCGCAGUGCCGUUCGAGGUCGCUCGGCAACAGUGAACAAUGCAGCGCCCGAGUCGCGUAACCCGGAGACGUUUAAGCGCAGUAGCAGCAGCAGCAACAGCAACAGCAACAGUAACGGGGUUACACCGGGUAACCCGGAGGGUGUCGUUCGUGGUGCUGCGCCGUCGCGCGCGUCAGCGCCUGGGGCGCGCAGUAACCAGGCUCCUGUUCGGACAUCAGCUCCUACUCGCUCGUCUGUUCCCGAGCCAGCUCCCGAGCCUGUGGCGUGGCGUGUGGCCGUUGACCCCAAGUCCAAGAAGCCGUACUACUACCACCCCAUUACGAGGGAGACGACGUGGAAGAAACCGGCGGAGUUGGUGGCGGCCGAGACGCGCGAGAAGCGCCAGUUCUUCUCGGUCAUGGAGAACAACAUCCGCCUCAAGCUGCGCGACGGGUACUACACGCGCGACAGCGAGACGUCCAACUCGAGUCACAGCACGCCCGACGCCGUGCACAAGCCCCACGAGAUGUCGCCGCACGCCUCGUGCCGAUCGUCGGCGAGUACGCUGAGCUGCAGCAGCGCGCGCAGCAGCUUCUGCUCGUUCACGAGCGGAUCCGCGCGCUCCCUGCCUGGAUCAGCGCGCCAGCUCAUCUUGAGCUCGACGCGCUCGCUGCCCACGACGCCGGAAGGCAUGGGCGUGCCGGACUUGAACCAGCCUCAGCAGGAGCCGGACACUUUGGAGCGCGAGUCGGAGGACGGCAAGAAGCGGCCGUCGCUGUUUAGGACGCUGUCGUCGUACGAGACCCCAGUGGUGACUUCGUCCCGCAAGGGAAGUGACGGCUUGGAUGUUGAUGAAGUCGGGCGCAAUGCGCCUACGUGUCUGGCAGUUCCGUCGCCGAUCCAGGAGCGCGUGCGUUUGGCCGCUCUCGUGCCGCGUGCCUCAGACUUGGAGGCGUACGCGCGCGCCGUGAGAGCCGCCAAUGGCAAUGGUAGGCCGUCACUGCAAGCCCCGAUGAUGGGAGUUGCUGCUGGCCGAGGCAACUCGGCGUCCGCCCUUAUGAAGACGAAGACUCCGGAGAACAAGAGUGCUCCCGCUGACAAGCCGCGCGCGCUGCGACGUCGCUCCAACAGUACCAACUCGAUUUAUUUGCGUAUGGGAACGAUGAACGCGCCGGACCAAGAUGCGACGAUCCAAUGUGUUGCUACCGUGUUGCGCGCGCACAUGAUGGAGGCACUGGAGGACCCGAUCCGGUCGGACCCCCGCUUCGAUGUUUUCGUGACGGCCCGCGACCGUCAGCGCCUGGCGUCAAUUGCGGACGAAUUGGACGCCGAAGCUACUUCCUUCGUGGAGGUGGAGGACGAAGAUGUUAUCCUGGAUGUGGUCCCCACCCUGUCGGAGAUCGGCAAUUUCAUCAAGCACGUCUUUUCCCGCGCUCAGAUGGAGUCGGAGUGCAUCAUUAUGAGCCUCGUGUAUGUGGAGCGCCUGCUGAAGGCGACAAGCGGCAUGCUGCAGCUGCGCGGGGAGAACUGGCGCCGCCUGGUGUUUUGCUCAAUGGUGAUGGCGUCGAAGGUGUGGGACGAUCUGAGCAUGACCAACGCCGACUUCUCCAAGAUCUGGCCCGAGCUCUCGCUGAAGCAGAUUAAUGAGCUGGAGCUGGUGUACCUGAGCGCCGUGGAGUACAACGUCCGUGUGUCGGCCGUGUCGUACGCAAAAUACUACUUCCACCUCCGCUCCAUGUGCGCCACGAUGGGGUUGCUGGAGGCGUUUGACGAGAGUGCGCCGCUCAACUUGGACGGCGCGCGCAAGAUGCAGGUGCUGUCGGAGGAGUACCAGGAGCGUUCGAAGCUGAUGCCGGUGCCGCGCCGACGUAGCGUGACCAUUACGACCACGUCGGCUGCCGAAAGUAUGCAGGCGGGCGCGAACGCUGGCCGAUCUGCGGUCGGAGGAGCCAAGUCCAAGCCGACCAAGGCCUCACCCGCGGCCAGCCUCGAGCAGCUCGUGCACAUGCAGGUGCGCGUGGCUGGCGGCAGCUCGCUCGGAAUGCACCGCCUGUCGUCGACCAACACGGUGAAGCCGUGA
This is a messenger RNA of Phytophthora sojae, 2679 nucleotides long. RefSeq lists its product as hypothetical. Gene Ontology annotation, biological process: regulation of cyclin-dependent protein serine/threonine kinase activity. Gene Ontology annotation, molecular function: protein kinase binding. The record is from RefSeq and is a predicted model, not a curated record. Gene Ontology annotation, cellular component: plasma membrane. Lineage: Eukaryota; Oomycota; Peronosporomycetes; Peronosporales; Peronosporaceae. The coding region runs from base 1 to 2679 and encodes 892 amino acids. The transcript has a single exon.